Molecule: messenger RNA, 913 nt
Organism: Triticum aestivum (bread wheat)
Lineage: Eukaryota; Viridiplantae; Streptophyta; Magnoliopsida; Poales; Poaceae
Product: zingipain-1-like
Exons: 3
Coding region: 368-802 (144 amino acids)
Biological process (GO): proteolysis
Molecular function (GO): cysteine-type peptidase activity
Source: RefSeq, a predicted model, not a curated record
GACGGGAAGUCUGAAACGAAAGCGCCCUGUAUCUCUCGCAUGUGUUUUCCAUCCUCGUAUCCGCUCUGGCUCUCUGCAUAUCAAGUGAGAAUUACUUAUGCCUGACUGCUCGUCCUUUUUCGUACUUUGUAGAUCAAUUCAACCCUAUCUGCAGCCAUGGAUCUCACGGUGCAGUUGUCGUUCGAGUCUGAUAGACUGCUGGUUGUGUGAUGAAUUUUCUAGUGGAUUGUCUUCGCCUCAAUCCCAUCCGAUUUCUGGCUGCAAGGUAGUCCUCCGUAUGAUAACAAUCGACUCUACAUGGACGAAACACAUGAUAACAAAUAAUUUUACUCGCAGAGAACGUGCGUCUUAACAGUGUACUACGUGUAUGCAUAUCGAGAAGUUCGGGUUGUGCGGCGACGACGGCGGUGGAGCCCCGUCCUUAGGUUGCCGGAUAUGCUGCUUGAUGUCCUUGAUCGCUUCUAGGCCCGCGCAGGCAUGGCCUCCUCAUGUAGUUGUUUCAGCUUUUCAGCUGCUGCUUCACUGGAAGGCCUCCACUUCAUUGAAACAGGACAACUAUUCAAACUCUCGGAACAGCAUAGAUGGCAGCCAUCUACGGAAUCGUGGAUGUGAAGGUGGUACAGCAUAUGAGGCCCUGCUCUACAUCAAAAGGAAUGGAGGGAUUGUGUUUUCAGAGCACUACCCAUACAUAGGAAAGCAGUGUGUUCCCAAGAAAUUGACUGCGCCUGGCUUGAUGAUAGAUGACGCUGCGAACUACACAAGCAUUUCAGAACAUGUUCUGAAGUGGCAGGUGGCUCAGUAGCCUGUCUGUGCAACAAUCGGGGCAGAUGUCGAGUUCUAUGCAGAUGUAGAGGUAUUUUCCUCUCUGAAAGAUUAGAAUUCCACGUUUGUACAUUUUCUUUUCUCACAUGCC